AUGGAGUUUGAAGUGAUUAGACCAGUUAUUAGCGCUCCAUCAAGUCCCACUCGCUUUUCCCCAUUCAUUGAUUUGAUCUCUCUUACCAAUACUAAUCAAGAACAGGAAGAAGAAGAAGAUCAAGACUUUGAAUUUAGUAUACAUGAACUGGAACCCAAAUCGCCGAUCACCGCGGAUGAAUUAUUCUCCGGUGGUAAAAUCCGAACAAUAGACGAGCCAUCAUCGAAUUCAAUGACUAAACAAACAUCCAGGAGAAUAUCUGAUCAUCAUCAAAGUCGAGAAACAGAGAGAAUUUCAUCUAAAUCCAUUCGUAGAUCGGCAAGAUCCCUCUCUCCACUCAGAAAUUCAAAUUACAAUUGGGAAGAAGAAACCCAAAAAAUCUCGGCUUCUAAAAAGUGGAAAUUCAAAGAUCUUUUCAGGAGUGCAUCAGAGGGUAGAGCGGGUGACAAAGAUCCAUUGAGGAAAUACGCAGCCAUUUUCAGGCGAAGUGAUGAAGUAAAAGGUUCUAGCUUUCGACUAGCCGAAGGAUCUAUUUCGAGAAGGAGGACGAUGGGAGGUCCGGUUUCGGCUCACGAGAUUCAUUACACAGUGAACCGGGCUGUUUCGCAGGAAUUGAAGAAGAAGAGUUUUUUGCCUUAUAAACAGGGUAUUCUGGGUCGGCUGGCGUUCAUUCCGACCGUCCAUGGUCUUGCCGGAGGUUUCGGGUUCUCCCAUAAAUGA
Molecule: messenger RNA, 720 nt
Organism: Impatiens glandulifera
Lineage: Eukaryota; Viridiplantae; Streptophyta; Magnoliopsida; Ericales; Balsaminaceae
Exons: 1
Coding region: 1-720 (239 amino acids)
Source: RefSeq, a predicted model, not a curated record